Molecule: messenger RNA, 366 nt
Organism: Paramecium tetraurelia
Lineage: Eukaryota; Ciliophora; Oligohymenophorea; Peniculida; Parameciidae
Exons: 2
Source: RefSeq, a predicted model, not a curated record
AUGAAAAUACAGAUAUUAGGCAAUGGAAAAGUACCCAUUAUCGAUCCGCAUGAUUCUGAUUGGUAUAGAUUGAAAAAGAUUUCUCGAAUAAUUCAAUACACUACCUGCACAAUAGUUCUAAUUAUACAAAUAUUGAUUGGGUAUAAGAAGAAAAAGAGUCUAAACAAAGGUCAAGUCAUUGAGAGUCUGAUUGAGAAUGAUCAAGUCUUAAUUACGUCAUUAGAACCCACAACUUAAAAGCUCUAUCAAAAUUAGGGAACAGGUACUUAAGGAAAUUCUCAGAUGGUAAAUACUUUGGAAUCAAAAAAUACUUAAUAAAUACAAGCCAUACAAAAAUUAAACAACAACAAUAAUAAUAAUUCAUGA